AUGGCGGCGCUCGCACUUGCGAUUACAUGCCCGGUCGUCGUGGGUAUCGUCGUGCUGUACACGAUGCUUGUCAAGCGCUGCUGCGGGCCGCUGUACGUCGAGCCGAGCCCGCUCGGCCACUUGGAUACCGACAUGUCGGACAGUUAUGCCCUUACGACGCGGGACACUGUUGUACCGCAGCUGGACGCGCGGCAACUGCGGCUUGUACGCCUGUUGGCGCCACCCAGUGAUAGCUUUCAAGUGUACGUUGGCACGUACUAUGCAGGGAAUGGCACGCUCGACGUGGCGGUCAAGCGACUGACGCCGUUGCGGCAAGCGGACCACGAGUUUGUGCGGCAGUUUACAGACCACAUUCACCUGCUGUCUCGAUUGCGGCACGCCAACGUCGUCACGGUCGUCGGCGUUGUGUGGCACCACCAGUUUAAUGCUGAAGUAGCGUUCGAGUACAUGUCGCAAGGGUCGCUGCGGGACCUCCUGGCGGCAACCAAUCCGCUCACCGUCGCCUGGCCUGACAAGAAGCACCACCUCGCACUGGAUGUGCUCUUGGGGCUCACGUAUUUACACAGCCAAGAUGUCUUGCACCAGCAGCUGACGAUGGACGCCGUGCUUCUCACCAUGUCGGCCCACCGCGUCACGGCCAAGAUUGCCAGCAUUCCGUUUCAACGCGAUGAUGUUUUGUCUUCGCGCAUGUCGGCGUCAUCGUCCGUGUCGUCGUCGUCGUCCCGUUGGAGUGACGUCGUGCGUCAAACGACGACCUAUGUCAGCAGUCGCUUCUCGCAGACGCUGAAGACAGAGCUCAAGACGUGGGUCGCACCCGAAGUGCUCCGAGGCGAGAAACCGUCGGCGGCCAGCGACAUGUACUCGUUCGGUGUCCUCCUCUCGGUCCUCGACUCGCACGAAGACCCGUACAAGCACCACAUUACGCAGAUGGACAAUGAUAUUCUGCUGCAGCGCAUUAGCCACGGCACGCUGCGGCCGACGCUCUCGGUGUUGUGUCCACCGGGAAUUACCGAGCUCGCGCUUGCGUGUUUAGAAAGCAACCCGUUGGAUCGUCCGACGGGCUCGAGCGCCGUCGCGUACCUUCAAGCUCCGAUGACGUCGUUUGCGAGUUCGCACAGUGUGUCGAUGCGACAGAGUCCGACCAUUGUGUUGUAA
Saprolegnia parasitica CBS 223.65 is the source of this 1155-nucleotide messenger RNA. Its product is annotated as TKL protein kinase. Gene Ontology annotation, molecular function: ATP binding; protein kinase activity. Bases 1 to 1155 code for a protein of 384 amino acids. The record is from RefSeq and is a predicted model, not a curated record. Gene Ontology annotation, biological process: protein phosphorylation. The transcript is spliced from 3 exons. NCBI's taxonomy places the organism in Eukaryota, Oomycota, Saprolegniomycetes, Saprolegniales, Saprolegniaceae.